Branchiostoma belcheri (Belcher's lancelet) is the source of this 4064-nucleotide messenger RNA. RefSeq lists its product as uncharacterized. The record is from RefSeq and is a predicted model, not a curated record. The transcript has 19 exons. Gene Ontology annotation, biological process: activation of GTPase activity. Lineage: Eukaryota; Metazoa; Chordata; Leptocardii; Amphioxiformes; Branchiostomatidae. The coding region runs from base 146 to 3970 and encodes 1274 amino acids. Gene Ontology annotation, molecular function: protein binding; guanyl-nucleotide exchange factor activity.
GUAGUUCGCAGUUCGCUCAUAUACAGGAAACAACCUCAUGCUGUACACAAACGUAUUUAAUUUCUGAGCUUGUUUGAGACCUUGCUGGCUACUUGGGAGACGACAUUUACAACACGAAAUCUUGUACUAAACAAGAUUGAGAAUCAUGGCUCGGAGUUCGUUCGACUUGGGUGUUUUUGCUCGUGAAAAUGACCUGAGCGAGCAGACUGUGGCCAAGCUGGAGGGCCAGGAGUUCAACUCGGUCAAGAGUCUCAGCAACAUGACUCCCGAGGACAUCGGCGAGCUGCAACUUUCCAAGGGACAACAGAGAGCCUUGGAGGGGGGCAUCAGCUCACUAAAGGCUGCACAGGCUGCUGUAUCUGUGGGGUCGCCACAGGUCAACGACAAAGGCCUUGAAAAGAGUCCAACCUGCGUGGUACAACCCAUCAUACGGGAGAAGGAAAAACCAAAGUCUCGUCUUUUGACACGUGGAUCAAAGUCAUUUGACAUCCCACCAAGUGACCCACCACAGUCGGGCAAUCGGAACCGUAGCCUUAACGUCACAUCGAAAGAAUAUAAGCAGCUGAAAGAAUUCGUGGAUAAAAGUAAGGAAACGUCAGAAGAUGAUAAGCCGAAAGAAAAGAAACCAGCACCACUGAAGAAGAGAUUGUCUGGUCUGAUAGGAAUGUUCGAGAGCCCUCCUUGUUCACCGAAGUACACGCCUAAAUCAGAUGAGAAGGCAACACAGAAGCCACCGCAAGAGGAGUCAGUAUCAAAACCACCACAACAGGAGGCAACACCAAAACCAGCACAAGGGAAGGCAGGACCAAAACUAGAAGAGGAAAAGGAAACAACGACACCCCAACAAGGCGGUAAGCAUGCCACUGCAAACAGAAAAUCGCUGUUACUGACCAGACCCAAUGUGGCACCGCCUCCUCCACCGCAGCCUAAAGAUACAACAGAACACCCCACUGCCAAGAGCACAGUCAAUGUAAGCAACGAUGCCUGUAAUGACAAGGAUGAAGAAAGCACUCGUGUUAAAGCUAAGAAAGGUCCAAAAUUGUCUAGCCUUACACUUUCACGAGAACACGAGAGCAUACCGUCUCCCGUCUAUGAAGACGUGUUCAAAUGGAGCAAACCUGAAGCUAAAACCGACGUAAGUCCCCAGACGCCCGCUUUUCAAUCAGCACAGGAAACGACAGAGCAAGAGGCAAAGAAGUCUGUCUUAGAACAGGCGAAGGUGAUGGAAAAGUUUAUGAGCCCUGGCCAAACAACUAGUGCUCCAGUGACGCCAGAGUGUCAAAGGCGUAUUGGAAGUGAUAGCUCCGUCGGUGGUCAAAACCUGCCGAGACAACGCGAACGUCGUAAGUCCGAGGUAACUCCCGGAAGCAAGAAAAAGAAGGCUCCGCCUGUCAAGAAGAGAUCAUCCAUGUUGGACCUGAUCAAUACCUUUCAGCCGAACGCAACGCCGGAUCAAAGCUUGUCACACACUGACAAACCUGGUUCUCCAAGGCUAUCGUCUGGCAGUGACCACGAGUCAUCUUCGCCAAGGCUGCGAUCACAAAGUGUCAAGCAAGGAAGCAACACCGUUUCACAGCUUCAGACAAAACUCUUCGGACCAACAAACGUAACAGAAGACAACGCGGGGCAGAAAUCCUUGUGCAGCGAAAACAUUAGCCCUCAGCAAGACCAAGCCUCUGGGAGUGUGAAAGCUCGAGCCAAAAUGCUGAAGAAGGUGAUGUCCUCUCCCAACAUGCUGGCAACCACCGUGAACGACCCAAGAUCCACAAGUCCCUCUGGCGUACGCAAACCCCACCUUAGCGGCGGAGAAGAGGGCAGUACCACAAGAAGCAUUGCAGCUAGGGCCGUGGAGCUUGAAAAGAAAUUGUCUCCUUCAAGCCCUCCUGCUACCCUAGUGCCUGAGGCAACGGGCAGUACACAGUACCAGAUGAGUGGCAACCACAAUCAAGAUGGACAGUCGUAUGGGGCGAAACAAGCCGAAGACACGUACAUGCCACUUGUACCACAGGGAGAAAAACCCAAGCACGAUUACGACUACAGUCACCUGGAUGAUGAAAGUACUAAGGACGGGAGUGAGACUGAACACAUGUACUUUGUGAUUCCCGAAAUGCAGGAUAGCACGCCAGAGACGACACCCCCUGCAAUCCCCCCGAAACCUCUCUUGGGUCUGCCCAAACCCAGAGCCACAAUGACAUUAGGGCGCACAUUCCAGGUGCAAACGAAGCUUAACUUGUCUGCCGACAUUAGCCCGAUGGGGUUCAGACCGAUCGUCGUUCAGUCGACAGGUACCACUGGAGGUGGUCCUGAUCCCGAGAAGGUCAGGUACUGGACGCGCAAAGACGUCAAGAAAUGGAUAAAGACGUCCUGGCCUGAGCAUCUGCAGUACCUGCGGAAACCGUUCUUCAGUAAGAAAAUAAACGGGGAGGCACUGCUGUCCCUGUCCAUGUUACGUCUGGAAAGGGACUUUGACGUGAACAACCUGAACGACAAGCACCUGAUUCUUGACAAGAUACAGGAGCUGCGCUUCUUUCACACGGUGGAGAAACUGCCGGAUCAGUCGGAUGAGGACCUUUUGAGUAAUGUCCCCAUGUACCAGAACUAUGACGUGCUGGUAGAACAGCAGGUCGCAUCCGGAGGAGGACAGAAAGAGAAGAUCGUGACCAUCUCCCGAGCUCAGGCCCCGGCUUUGUGGAAAAAUCUUUCUGUGGUGCAAAGGAAGGUUCAGCUAAAAGAGUUGGAUUCCAGAAAGACCAAGCUACAAGAGGCCAAGUACGAGAUCCUGAGUAAACAGUCGUCCUACAUGCGGAGCCUCCAGGUUCUGGCUGAUCAUUUCGAGGAUGACGAAACCCUCAUGUUCAUCCUCGGACCACAUUACCACAGACGGCUGUUCGCCUAUGUCGACAACCUCCUGUCAAUCACCACCAGCGUCUUCAGAGAGAUGAAGAAGUCGCUCCACGAUGACGUCAUGAUGACGACCUUCUGUAAGAUCCUGUGGGAAAGUUGCAGCCGGUAUUUUCACGACUAUGAGAAGUACUGCCGCUCCAUGAGGUACCAGGAGAUCCUGCUGGAGAAACUCAGCCUGACUGACCAGCUGUUCAAGGAGCGGCUGAGUAAGCUGGAGGGAGAUCCGUGUUGCCGUGGUAACAACUUCAACUCGUUCCUGGUGAUGCCCAUGCAGCACGUGACUCGUCUUCCGCUGUUGUUAGAGACCGUGUUGAAGUACGCGCCUUCUGGAUCCGACGACGAGAAAUGGGCUACAGAGGCACUCAAGGCGAGCAAAGUGGCUAUCAAGAGGUGUAACGAAGCUGCUCGGAGCAUGGCUGACUCCAUGGAACUACAGGGACGACUAUCAUUCAAGAAUACUAAGGGAGCCGAGGUCGCGUCCCCGGAACGGUGGCUGGAGAAAAUCGGGACUGUGACGGAAGUGAGGGAGGGAAAAAACAAGACAUCUGUGCAGCUCAUCCUGUGCAACGAUCUGGUUUUGCUGGCACAAAAAGAGCAGAAGAAACUUGAAGUUCUAGACUACGCCGCCAGGGGGCUUGUGGAGGUUCAGCCUGUAGGUGCCGCGGUGUGUCGCGCCUUCGGGAAGGACAAACCGCUGUACCAAGUCACCUUCCGGGCCAACCACGAGGGCAAAACCGCCGAGCGGGUGCUGUACCCGGACUCCAAAGAGGACACAAAGCUACUUGAGUUACUGAUGGACGUCCCGGCACAACAGCUGGACAGAGAAGGACAGACGUUGUCGGGUGUCUAUGGCGACAAGUUUGGUAUCGUCAUAUACGAGUGCGACAACCAGCUGCCGAAUGAAAAUAUGGCAUUCCUAAAAGACGACGUGGUGAGAGUUGACGGAACAACUGAUAAUACUGGAGUGUGGCUCCAGGUGUCCAGAGUUCGUGACGGAAGGAUGGGGAUCCUGCCUACUAACGGUGUUCUACAACCCUGUGUGCGGGGAACACCGAUAUCAGUGUAAUGUAAAUAAUGCUGAGGUCACAUUUCCAACUCGGAGCCCGGCCGGGCUGUUUACGUAAAUAGUCAUGCCUUCAAAUAUCAGAGUUAUCAACCAA